Messenger RNA from Pararge aegeria (speckled wood butterfly), 747 nucleotides. RefSeq lists its product as uncharacterized. The record is from RefSeq and is a predicted model, not a curated record. The transcript has a single exon. Bases 1 to 747 code for a protein of 248 amino acids. NCBI's taxonomy places the organism in Eukaryota, Metazoa, Arthropoda, Insecta, Lepidoptera, Nymphalidae. Gene Ontology annotation, molecular function: oxidoreductase activity.
AUGAGUUUUAAAAAUAAGGUGGUAAUUGUAACAGGAGCGAGUUCUGGUAUUGGAGCAGCGGUAGCUGAAGAAUUUAGCGCCGGUGGAGCGAAGGUCGUGAUGGUGGGCAGAAACGAGGUCAAACUAAAUAAUGUGGCCAAACGCUGCAACAGCCCUCUAGUGAUACGUGCCGAUCUUACUGACGACAAAGACGUUCAAAGGAUAAUAAACGAGACAAUAGACAAGUUCGCACAAAUAGACAUCUUGGUGAACAACGCUGGAACUUAUGCCGACGGCCCUCUUUUGAGCGGUAAAAUAAUGGAUACAUAUGAUUUUAUUGCUAGAGUAAAUCUUCGCGCAGUGAUAUACCUUACAAGCUUAGCUGCUCCGUACAUAGUCCAAACGAAGGGCAACAUUAUCAAUAUAUCUAGCGUUUCGGGCAUUAUUGCACCCGUUGUACCUGGUCUUCUAGCAUACAAUGUCUCCAAAGCUGGGCUUAACCAUUUCACCACUUGUACUGCAGCGGAGUUAGGACCUCUAGGAGUGAGAGUAAAUGCCGUGAGUCCGGGGCCAGUGAAUACUGAUUUUCUGGAAAAUACUGGUCUUCCUGGACCUUGGGAUAUAUACAAACCCUCAACCGUGUUAAAUAGGGUGUCGGAAGCGAAGGACAUCGCUGAUAUGGUUAUUUUCCUUGCGAGUGAUAAAGCUAAGUCUAUCACAGGUGCAAACUUUUUAACCGAUAAUGGAAUGGCAAUUAAGCGAUCAUAA